Penicillium arizonense is the source of this 1032-nucleotide messenger RNA. Its product is annotated as Elongator subunit IKI1. Gene Ontology annotation, molecular function: tRNA binding. Bases 1 to 1032 code for a protein of 343 amino acids. Gene Ontology annotation, cellular component: elongator holoenzyme complex; nucleus; cytosol. Lineage: Eukaryota; Fungi; Ascomycota; Eurotiomycetes; Eurotiales; Aspergillaceae. The transcript is spliced from 3 exons. Gene Ontology annotation, biological process: tRNA wobble uridine modification. The record is from RefSeq and is a predicted model, not a curated record.
AUGGUACCUGUCAACCUUUCCCACAGACGGACGCAUAAUUUGCUCUUGAUAUCGAAACUCUUGAGCUCGCGGGACACGGCGUCGCCCCUUACCCUUGUCCAGGACUCGCUGGAGCAACCGGCUACGCCCCUCUAUAAAGAAUACAUAAGACGUGCCAAGCUGUCCAAAGUCCAUGUCACGCUUAUUGCCUUUGAAACCCUAAAACAACCAGAUGGGGUUGAUGCCUUUGUGUCAACUCGUCGCAAGGGCCCCGCCGAUAUUAUUAAGGAAGUCAGUGCAAUUGCAUAUGCCAACCCAUCGCGCAGGCGCCUUAUUCUGAUUGAUACAAUCAACCCACUAUUGAGCUCAAGAAGAGCUGACCCUAGCUUCCAUCUACCCUCUUUCCUGGGAGCAUUUAUUGCACCCACUUCUCCAACAGCGAAGAUUGACGCAUCACUCGUGGUGACAUAUCAUCAAGAUGUCCCCGAACCUCUACAGCAAAGUCCUUAUUCGCCGUCGCCGAUAUCUGUGUUGACGUAUCUUGCUACGAGCAUUAUCACUCUGCAUUCUUUCUCGCACAUCCUAGCACAGAAAGCUGCUCGAGACCGCAGCCUAGCGCCGCCAGUCUUCGGCCUGGAGGAAGAACAGGAAGGCGUUCUACUGGGCCGAUUGGACAAAUUGUCUGGGACUGGUGCCGCAGAGGGAAUCGUGAUUGAGCUGGAGCACAGGCGGAAGAGUGGUCGUGGUGUUUUGGAAUGGUAUCUUCUCCCGCCCGCCUCGCGCUAUUCGCCACAGCACCUGAAAGAAGUGGUGACCCUGCUCGAUGACAAUGUUUUGUACAAUCCUCCUAUGGAGCGACACAUUGGCGCCGAAGAUGAGGAACCUACGUCGACCUUUGAGCUGGGUCUUACUGACAGGCAAAGGCGCGAUAGAGAGGGUGUGGUGCUGCCAUACUUUGAUGCACAGCAAGGGAAUGGGCCUGGUGAAGGUGGUCGGAUUCUUUACGACAUGGGAGAAGAAGAUGACUUUGAUGAAGAAGAGGAUGAAAUCUAG